UGCUGUUUAGGUCCUUUCGAUAGUAUUUUCUACUUACAAUAUUUGGGCGCACACUAUUUUACAUAAGGAAAUUGUAGUCGGUUCAUGUUUUAUUUGAACACCGAUAGUCGAUAAGCGGUUUGUAGACUAGCUAUCGAUAUUGUGUUAAGUGUAUUGCCGUCUGUUUUCAUAACACAUUUUCGUAAAAGUAAAAAACUGAAAUAAAACACGAAAUGUCCUUAUCACCGGCUAGUGGCAUUGGACGCUUUUACAAGCACUCGGCGAAAAUAAUACGCUUUGUGCGCCUUGGCUGCACAAAUCGCCCAUUCUAUCACAUUGUUGUCAUGGAGAGGCGCAAAAAUCAGCAUCAGCCUGUAAUUGAGCAAGUCGGUUCAUACGAUCCAAUGCCCAACGAGAACAAUGAGAGAUUAGUUGCCCUCAACACCGAACGCAUUCGAUUCUGGCUUGGCAAAGGAGCUCACAUGUCUGAGCCGGCUGCCGAGUUGUUGGGCAUCUCUGGUUUGCUCCCCGUGCAUCCCCGCACUUACAUGACAGCUUGGCGCAAUCGCAAGGCGGCAGCCGAGGCGGCGGCACUGGCAGAAGCGGAGGGCAGUCAGAAAGCGGCAGAAACCGCGUAGGAUUUUCCUUGUUAUUUAUCAUUUAAUUAACCAAUAAAUUAUGCAUUGUUUUUACAAUUUA
Molecule: messenger RNA, 678 nt
Organism: Drosophila albomicans
Lineage: Eukaryota; Metazoa; Arthropoda; Insecta; Diptera; Drosophilidae
Gene: mRpS16
Product: probable 28S ribosomal protein S16, mitochondrial
Exons: 2
Coding region: 213-617 (134 amino acids)
Biological process (GO): mitochondrial translation
Cellular component (GO): ribosome; mitochondrial small ribosomal subunit
Molecular function (GO): structural constituent of ribosome
Source: RefSeq, a predicted model, not a curated record